Molecule: messenger RNA, 1333 nt
Organism: Capsella rubella
Lineage: Eukaryota; Viridiplantae; Streptophyta; Magnoliopsida; Brassicales; Brassicaceae
Product: transcription factor bHLH137
Exons: 8
Coding region: 62-976 (304 amino acids)
Biological process (GO): regulation of DNA-templated transcription
Cellular component (GO): nucleus
Molecular function (GO): DNA-binding transcription factor activity; protein dimerization activity
Source: RefSeq, a predicted model, not a curated record
GAAAAGAACACUCUCUCUAUUGACAAAGAUCAUAAAGAACUCAGAAGCUUCCACUCUUAAAAUGGCAACUUUCUCUUAUUUCCAAAACUACCCUCAUUCUCUUCUUGACCCUAUUCUCUUCCCUACACCCCCUAACUCCUCUAUUGGUCUCACUGGUUUCAUCGAUCAGAAUGUUCUCCAUUCACUGCCAGACGUUUCGAAAAUUGAAGACACUUCCGCGAACCCUUUUCUUGAUGAGUAUUAUAAUGUUGACAAAACCGAAAGCUAUGGUUUCAAGAAACAGGCCAACACCAACAAAACAACAACCACCGGUUCUUCUUCUUGCGACCAGCUGAGCCAAGGACCAGCGACCACGGCCAUUAACGGUAAAAACCGUCGGAGAAAGAUCAGAAACGUUUCUAGCUCAAAGGAAGGAGUAGAGGGAAGAAAAACCAAAAAGCCGAGAAUAAAUGAUUCCCCAACCAACGUCAAAGAGAAGAAGGGAAGCAAAGAAGAGCCUCAAAAAGAUUACAUUCACGUUCGAGCUAGAAGAGGCCAAGCUACUGAUAGCCACAGCCUUGCUGAGAGGGUGAGAAGGGAAAAGAUAAGUGAGCGGAUGAGGAUACUUCAAAAGCUAGUCCCGGGCUGUGAUAAGGUAACAGGAAAGGCCCUCAUGUUGGAUGAGAUUAUAAAUUAUGUUCAGACCUUGCAGAAUCAAGUUGAGUUUCUGUCGAUGAAGCUAGCCUCUACAAGUCCGGUGGUCUAUGACUUUGGCUCCGACCUUGACGGCCUCAUACUUAGAUCCGAGAUGGGAUCACCAGAAGUAGUAACGUCUUAUACGAAUACAAUGCCAACAACUACACCUAUCUUCCCUUCAUUGUUGGAUAACUCUAUCGUACAUACACAUGCACAGCUCCAGGAAGAGGGAGGAGAAGAAAGAGACGAGUUUGUAGACAGAAGUGGGUUCAACGACAACAGCUUCUGUUCUUUCCCUUGAUUUAUUAUUACAUGUCGAGUCCACGACACACAAAACACAAAAGCCUGCUUUCGUUUGGUUUAAUCUCCUCCCUAUAUGCACGGAGCUAGGGAAUAAAAUCUACGUAAACCAGAUGGAUGGAUGCAUGGUAGUCAAAGUGGAUGUAUGUAAUUAUUUGUUCCUUUUUUUUAUAGAGAGUUUAAAGAAAAUAAAAGUACUUAAUUAUAUUAGAGAUUAAAUGCUCAUGUUUUUCCCUAUUUGGCCCGAGAGUUUGAACAUUAAUCAUUCUUUAAAGCAAUGGAUAAAGAGAAUGAUGAUGAGGCAGAGGCAAAUGUAAUGCUGUAAACGAAGAAGACCUCUCACAUAAUUUAAUUUUCA